AUGAGCGGUAUCUACGAUCGCUCAUAUAUGGUUUGGUCGCCGCUAUAUACAAGAGCAGUCGUUAUCAAGGUGUUUGGAUUGGAUGAUAUUGCUGUUUGCGUCGCAUUGGUCAUCACGCAAGCUUUCAACGGUCUAGCAAUUGCUGUGGCCUACCACGGAGAAGGUUACCACUUUGAAAAUGUGUCUCCAGAAGAUCGGGCAAUCUGGAUGAAGCUCUAUUACGUGGCGAUGUGCCUGUAUCUCUACGUUUCACUGGCAGUGAAGGUGAGCCUACUGUUGUUCUUGCGACGGAUCUUCAUUAAACCCUGGAUGAAUUACCUCACUACGGGCAUGAUUGUCUUCCAAGUCCUGUUCUCGUUAUCCGGCUCUUUUGUUUUGGCUUUCCAAUGUACCCCUGCAAGGGCCGCCUUUGACUUGACCAUUACGAACGCCAAAUGCUACACUCAGUACAAGCUUUUCCAAAUUACCCUAUACCAAGCGGUCCUUAUCUUCGUAUGCGAUGUGAUCAUUCUGGUUGCGCCACUGAUCAUUUUGUGCGGACUUAACAUGCCCACGCGAAAGAUCAUUGCUCUGAUGGCGAUCUUUGGAUCAGGUAUAAUCGCCUGUAUCUCCCCCGUCGUCCGCUUCAGCACCUUAGAUUACCUGCGCAGAGGCACAACGGAUCUGACUUAUGACUCGGCCUCAUCUCUCUACUGGAUGGCUAUUGAAUUCAAUCUUGGCCUCGUCGCCGGCUCUCUCUCCUCUCUAAAACCUUUGCCAUUCUUUCGCCGAUUCGGAUCGAGCACAGACUCACGAUACAAGGUCACAACCGGCGGCGAUACGCCACACGAGCUCCGCAACGUGAGUGGCAAAGACAACCGAAGUAAGAAAAAGACCAUCGGUUCGGGAAUGGGGACCACGAUACUACAGGAUAGUAUUAACGAGAGCCAAGAGCGCAUCAUCCACGUGUGUCAAGAGCGCAUCGUCCACGUGACAAAAGCAGACCAAGAGCAAGGCGUGCCAGAGAACAGGUGGUGA
Molecule: messenger RNA, 1017 nt
Organism: Penicillium bovifimosum
Lineage: Eukaryota; Fungi; Ascomycota; Eurotiomycetes; Eurotiales; Aspergillaceae
Exons: 8
Coding region: 1-1017 (338 amino acids)
Source: RefSeq, a predicted model, not a curated record